This is a messenger RNA of Leucoraja erinaceus (little skate), 4244 nucleotides long. Its product is annotated as regulator of G-protein signaling 5-like. The record is from RefSeq and is a predicted model, not a curated record. The transcript is spliced from 5 exons. The coding region runs from base 1017 to 1601 and encodes 194 amino acids. NCBI's taxonomy places the organism in Eukaryota, Metazoa, Chordata, Chondrichthyes, Rajiformes, Rajidae.
UCUAUUCUUCAGACUGUGCAGCACAGUGGUGCAGCUGGUAGAGCUGCUGCCUCAGAGUGCCAGAUACCCGGGUUCAAUCCCAACCUGGGGGAUGGAGUUUGCACCCUGUGACCCUGAGGGUCUUCUCCGGUUACCUCACCACAUCCCAAAGACGUGCAACUCCAUAGAUUGAUUGGCCUGUGCAAAAUUGUCCCUGGGGAGAGGAUGGGCAAGUGGGAUAUCAUAGAGCUCUUCCUGUGACUGUGUGGCUUUCCUCUGGGUGCUCCCAUCUCCUCCCACAGCACAAAGACCUGCGGGUGUGUAGGUUUAUUGCUCUCUGUAAAUUGCCCCCUAGUGUGUAGGGAGUGGAUGAAAAAGUGGGAUAACAUAGAACUUGGUGCAAAUGGGUGAUCGAUGAUCAGCGUGGACUCGGUGGGUUUAACUGCCUGUUUACAUGCACUAUCUCUAAACUAAACCAAGCAAGAUCAAAGCUCCAAACAUAACAAUAAUUCUAUCUGAUCAGUGUUGCAAUAAUGCCGCUCUAACAGAUCUCACAAUAAGUUUAAUUAUAUCACAAUUACUGUUCCAAUGCUGUUUUUAAAUGGACCAGCCCUCAGCAGCUAGUAACAUUAGUCCCCAGAAAUGAAAUGUUAACAGAAGCAUUUCUUCUUCCUGUAAUAUUCACUUCCUUGCAGCUGAUGAGAAAUAUAUUGAACACCUUUCAGUUUUAAUCAGCCAGCCAUACUAAUAACAAAUGGUUCGAUGUUUAAUAAAUUAUCAGAUUAUCAAUCUGGGAAUUUUCACGCACAAAAUAACGUCAGCACUGGACUCCUAUAACAGUUGGUAGUGUAACCUUGUCAGCUUCCUGCAGCUCAGUGAUUGGAGAGAGAGUCGACUGCAUCCAACCAGUCUGUGUAUGUAAAGGCGCUGAGACCAACCCAAGCAGUCAGUCUGUGCAUUGAAGACUCCGAAACCAGAGAAAGCAAGUUUUUUUUCUGAAGGAGAUUUAACAGGUCCCGGUAAAACCACCAAACAAAAUGUGUCAAGGAUUAUCAUCAAUAUCAAGCUGCUGCUUAGAACGGGCAAAGGGUAUUAAGGCUCGGCUGAGAAUCCUUCUACAGAAGUCAAAGAAAACUUGUCAGUCCGUACGAGCAAAUAAGAAAGAUAAGGCAAGAUCCAGACCCUCCUCAGAGGAAGCAAAGAAAUGGAGACAAUCUUUGGACAAGAUGCUUUCUCACAAACAUGGUUUAGCUGCCUUCAGAACCUUCCUCCGCUCCGAGUACAGCGAAGAGAACAUUGAGUUCUGGCUAGCCUGCGAAGACUACAAGAAGAUCAGGUCAACUGCAAAGCGGACCUCCAAAGCAAAGAUGAUUUAUUUGGAAUUCAUAGAAACAGAUGCUCCUAAAGAGAUUAAUAUUGAUUAUGAAACUAAAGACUCCACCAGGAACCUUCUUCAGAGGCCCACCAGUUCCAGCUUUGACGAGGCACAGAGUAAGAUCUACAACUUGAUGGAGAAAGAUUCCUACGCCAGAUUCCUGAGGUCGGAAGUGUAUCUGAACCUGACCAGACAAACUGAGAGAGCGGCAAGCCACUCCGAGUCCAACAAGCAGUCCGAGACAUGAGUCGGGGAAUGAGAACCUUUUGGGGAGACCUGAACAGAGCGGCUAAUGCAAGCUGCAAAGAUGAAUGGAAAGCAUCAGUGGAAACAUAGUUGGGGAAAAAAAGGGUUAUUUGCUGAGCUGAGUUUGCAACGCUUAGAGAAGGAAUUGGACAUACACUGAAGCUGUUGAGGAUGCAGUGUAUACUGAAGCGAGACUAUUAGACUUUUACACCAAUAUUUUAUUGCUUAUUGUAUAAAUUAUUUAUUGUAUUGCCCAUAACUUAUUUUGAUAUUGGUUACACGUACGAAAAUAUUUAAAGUCUACACAAGAAAGAAGUUGCUUGGAAAUUUGUUCUACUAAACCCUUUAAGAAGAGUUAUUAGUGCAGUAUCCUGCUCCACUUGGGUCUGUUUGUACAAUUAAUUGACCAUUGGAAUGAAGUUUAACCUCCUUAAUAACUCAAAGGAAAAUGAAUUGUAAACAUCUGCACAUGCAUCAAGUACUAAAUACUUCAAACAUCACACGGCAUGGUGACACAGCGGUAAAGCUACUGCUUUACAGCGCCAUAGACCUGGGUUCGAUCCUGACUAGGGGUGCUUGUCUGUACGGCGUUUGUACAUUCCCCCCCGUGGGUUUUUGGUUUCCUCCCGCACUUCAAAGGCGUACAGGUUUGUAGGUUAAUUGGCUUUGUAUAAAUGUAAAAUUGUUCCUAGUGUGUGUAGGGCAGUGUUAAUGUGCGGGGAUCACUGGUCGGUGCGGACUCGAUGGGCAAAAGGCCCUGUUUCCGCGCUGUAUCUUUAAACUAAACCCCACAUUAAAUCUUAAACAUACUAAUUGAUGUCCUGGACUAAUAAAAAGGACUAGCCAAACCUUUUGAAAGAGCUCGCCACUGAGAGCAAUAUAUUAGUUGUCUACCUAAAUAAUUCUGGACAUUGGAACAUGGCAUCGGACGCCAUUUUUGUUGCUGGAUUAUCCCAGCGACAAAACCCAAGCCACUUAGCAUCCAUUUCUAAAGCAGAUGGGGUUCCAGAUCGAGUGGGAAAGGUUACAUGCUGUCGCUACCUGCUAAAGAUUUGUUUCUGCUCUCACCACACUAUCUGCUGCCUGGCAGUUCAGUUUUUUUCCUUUAACUAUUUACAUACAAGUCUUUGAUUUUCUCCAAGUGAAAAUACUAAGAGAAAACAAAAUAAAGAUUGUACAAUAAAAGGAUUUCCUCGUUCAUAUUGUGUACAAGGCGUAGAAAAGGAAUGUGGUAAAGGUAUGUGGUGAGGUACAUGAAAUCCAUGGAGCACAAAGUACUAUCAUUAAAAUGGUACUGACUAGCGGAGAGAUGUAUCAUUUGUGAGGGAGAAACUGAGGAUUCACGGUUCAUUGCAUGAUUAUGCGCAUGUAAUCUGGUCUUAAUGUGAGUAUUUAUACUCUUGUGAAAGAAAGACUGGAUUCAAAAUUAAUUCCAUGAUUUUGAGCAUGCAAUCUGGUCUUAAUCUUUAUAAGACAGUGUUACAUGGGCAAAGGUAUACCUUAAAGAAAUGAAUAGGCCCUGUGGUGUGUGAAUGCACCAGCAUUGUUAUAGCUGGACAUCGACAACUGUGACAUGUGAAGAGUAAUGUGAUGCUUGGAUUGGAAAGAGAUCUAAGCAGUUAAAUGCAAGGCCUUCCAGGGAGGUGGGAAAUCUGCAGAAGCGGGUUGUAAAGACAGUGGGCAACAUCAACAUACCUGAAGAAAUGAAUCAGAUAUUUGUUGAAUGAGGCUCAUAGACACGCGAUGCUGCGAAAUGUGUAUGAACCGAGUAGGGAGAUAUGAACAAAUGGAAUUAUUGGUACCGGGAAUGGAUACUACAGGGAUGUUAAGCAUAGAUGUUGACAGUCACGAGCAAUGAGAAUAAUGUCAUGCAUGUAUAUAGAUGGUUGUUUGUAUGUAUGUCCGUUACUUUCUUUUAAAAAAGGACGCAAUUUAAUGUAUAUAAGCUAAGUGUGACUUUAAUGUACCAUAUGAAAUGACUUCUCAUACAUUGUUGCACCAGAUUGCUCUCAAUAAAAGAAGUUUAAUUGAAAGCUCUAUCUCUGUUAUUUACCUUAAUCUUCUUCUUUUCGUGUCCAUCUUGUUACAAAUGUUGACCUCGUUGUCAUCGUCCGUCCUGAAAAGGACGCAAGCUUCCGGCGACAAUUAGUGGAAGCCAUCAUUUGUUGCAAUAGAUGAUGGUGGUUGCAGAAAUAGCUCAGGAUACUUCUAGUUUCCAGCCCCGUGAUGUGGACGCUUCUGCUAUGGGGCCAUUUACCUUAGUAAAGCAGCAUAACCCAAGAGCCAAUAGGUAUGGUUGGUAACCAUUUUAACUUCUCUUCCCAAUCCCACACUGAGGUUUCUGUUCUGGGCCACCUCCAUUGCCAGCGUGAGGCCACACGCAAACUGGAGGAACAGCACCUCAUAUUCUCCUUGGGUAGCUUACACCCCAACCAAUGUGAACAUUGAAUUCUCCAAUGCCAUGUAACAACCCCUCUUCCAUUUAUUUCCUGUACACCCUCCUCACUCCAGUGCGCACCCAUUUCUCCCAUUAUCCCGGAUGCCUCCCUCUAUGACCCUUCCACCUAUAUCCCCCUCCCUGACUUUACAUUUCACUUCUCUCCUUGUGACACUCAUUUCUUCUCUAGCCUUUGUCACUUCCUCC